AUGCCUCUCCAACGAUAUCAUUUAGUUUACGGCAUGCCCACAAGGCCCCUCGUCAUUGCUGUCGUCCCAAUUCGAAGUCUUCCAUGGUCUGGGAGCCCCUUGAAAAAGCUUAAGAAAGAUACCGAAAUAGAUGAGAUGUUGCAUCGUGCCAGCUAUGCGCUCGAGUCUCUGGCACGCAUAGCCAUGUUAUCGGUAUCCAUUACCGAUCUCGAAGUUGCCUACUACAACAGCUUUAAUCAUCUUGUUUCAGAAGUGUUCGAUUCUCGCGCUACCUCAUACAUUCAGGUGAACGAUGGUGACUCAAAAGGCCUUCAUCUUGGGUACAAGACCAUGGAUCUCGUUGACCCUGAAGUUUCCCCUACUCGACAUCUGUAUCGUCGUGACUCCGAACCCAUCAUCUGUGUUAUUAUCGCACCACUAGACGUUACCGAAGGGGGCACUAAUCUCGAAUCCUCCAUUUCAGGUGUGCUUUCACUCUAG
Messenger RNA from Cantharellus anzutake, 480 nucleotides. RefSeq lists its product as uncharacterized. The record is from RefSeq and is a predicted model, not a curated record. The coding region runs from base 1 to 480 and encodes 159 amino acids. NCBI's taxonomy places the organism in Eukaryota, Fungi, Basidiomycota, Agaricomycetes, Cantharellales, Hydnaceae. The transcript has 3 exons.